Molecule: messenger RNA, 4128 nt
Organism: Carcharodon carcharias (great white shark)
Lineage: Eukaryota; Metazoa; Chordata; Chondrichthyes; Lamniformes; Lamnidae
Gene: ccdc186
Product: coiled-coil domain-containing protein 186
Exons: 15
Coding region: 1-2802 (933 amino acids)
Biological process (GO): vesicle cytoskeletal trafficking
Cellular component (GO): trans-Golgi network
Molecular function (GO): small GTPase binding
Source: RefSeq, a predicted model, not a curated record
AUGGAACAACGUCCAAAUGAGCAGGUUGCUCUGCAGGUCAAUGAACAGCUGUCGAGCAGUGAUAAUGAAGUACAUUUGUUGGUGAUUGAUGAUGCCACAAGUGAAGAAGUUAUUAAUGAUGGCACUGCAGCAGAAACUGGUGCAUUAAAUGACGCAUGUCUUGAGUCAGAGAUGGAUUCAAAAACCAAAGCACUGGAAGUGGAUAAAAAUGCAGGAUUUGAAUGUGGAACUGUUGAGGCACAAUUGAAAACACAAAAAGUUGAACAGAGUACAAUUAACUUGGCAGACCAUGGUGGAAGUGGAGAGCCGUGUGCUCAGAUAGCAUUCAAAAGUGAUACAGGAGAAGUGUCAGAAAGUAAGCCAGAGGCUAGUGAAUGUAUAGAGCUUACUCGAACUGUCAAUCAAACGUAUUGUCCUUCAUCAGAGACAUCAAAGCAGGCAGAGCCUACAGAUUGGACCAAAUGCAUAUCUUACCCCUCUAACAAAUUUGGUUCCGCAAGUCCUUUUGAUACAAAAAUAACCAAGGACCUGAUGUCCAGGAUGGAGCACGAAUCUUCUCAGGAUGCAUUGCUGGAUGAGCUAGAAUCAGAGUUUAACAUUUUUUCAACAGAAUCCUCCGUGAGCUGCAGUUUACCUAAUGGAAUUACAAAAGAAAACAGUGCUGUAGUCAUGCUGAAUGAGUCAAUACAAAGCAAAUGUCUACAACAAGAAAAGAAAAUAAAGAAACUGAUGGAAGAAAACAGAAAACACCAGGAAAUGAUUGUGGAGAUCUGUGCAGAGAAAGACAAUUUAAAAGAUGAAUUGAAAAAGCGAUCUGAAACAGAGAAACAAUACAUCAGCACUAUAAAACAGAUGGAAACCCAAGUUGAAAAUCUUAUGAAGGAAAUAAAAAUGACGAAGGAGCGAUUGAUCUCUCAAGAUGCUGCUGCCAAAAAUGCCAUUCACCAGUUGCAAAGAAAUGUAACUUUUCGGAUAGAACAAACCAACAAAAAAUGUGAGGAGGCUCGUCAGGAGAAAGAAGCUAUGGUAAUGAAGUAUGUACGAGGAGAGAAAGAAGCCCUUGACCUUCGAAAAGAGAAGGAAGGAAUUGAAAAAAAAUUAAGGGAUGCAAAUAGAGAACUGGAGAAGUUGACAAUUAAGACCAAGCAGCUCACACAAGAGAAGGCUAGAUUACAACAGCUCUAUGAUGCAAAGGAAGGAGAAGCAACAAAGCUCAACAAAGAUGUUGAAAAACUGAAGGAAGACAUCAACUCCAACAUCAUCAAAGUGAAAUGGGCCCAAAAUAAAUUGAAAAAUGAAAUGGAUACACACAAGGAAACCAGAGAAAAAUUGAAGGAAACAACAGUCAAAUUAACUCAAGCUAAAGAAGAGACUGAACAGAUCCGGAGAAACUGCCAAGACAUCAUCAAAACCUACCAGGAGUCUGAGGAAAUUAGAUCCAAUGAGUUGGAUGCCAAACUGCGUGAGACUAAAGGUGAACUAGAAAAACACUUGCAGGAAAAAUCAGAUCAAAUGGAGAUUCGUCAUGCUAAAAUAAAAGAACUUGAUGACCUGAAGAAAACAUUCAAGGAAGGGAUGGAUGAGUUGCAUACUUUAAGAACAAAGGUUAAAUGCCUUGAGGAUGAACGUUUGAGGACUGAAGAUGAACUGUCAAAAUAUAAAGAAAUUAUCAAUCGGCAGAAAGCAGAAUGCCAGUCUUUGCAUGAACGAGUAAAGAUAGUAAACCACUUGCAAGAACAACUUGAAAGAAAUGAACAAGAGAUUCAGUCACUGAAGGAGGAGGUUGACAGCCUGAACGCGCUCAUUACAGAUCUGCAGGAAGACAUUGAAGGGAGUCGCAAAAAAGAAUCUGAGUUGCUUCUGUUUACAGAGAAACUGACCAGCAAAAAUGCACAACUUCAGUCUGAGAAUAACACACUGCAGACACAACUUGACAAACUAAAUAUUCAUGAGCAGGAACUGAGUGCACAACUUGAAGAGUUGGGACACACCAAUGCUGAGCUGGUGGACAGAUUGCAGAAAGAACAGCAACUGCGACAGCAGGAUGUGAAAACUCUGCAGAAUGAGGUGAUAUCUGAACAGAAGGAAGUGAGUAAAUUGGCUUUACAAGUGGAGGAGCUUAAAGAUGACCUUGUCACACAGAAACGAAAGAAAGCAACUAAUAUUAAGGACCUCACAAAACAGCUUCAGCAAGCACGACGGCGAUUAGAGCAAAUAGAAAAUGGCAACUAUGACAGCAAAGAGGCAAGCAGCAUGGGAAGUCGUUCAAGUUCAUCAGGUAAAAGAAAAAGUUCUCUCGAUGCUCGGUGCAGUAAAGAAGAGCGAUCUCCAGAGAAUACUGGCUGUACUGUACAGGCUGAUAGCUUCCCCGAAGUGGACAAGACCGUACUGAUAGAGCGUAUUGUGCGGCUGCAGAAAGCUCAUGCACGCAAAAAUGAAAAAAUUGAAUUCAUGGAGGAUCAUAUUAAACAGCUCGUGGAGGAAAUCCGAAAGAAAACAAGAAUCAUUCAGACUUAUGUUCUGAGGGAAGAAUCUGGUGCCCUGUCCUCAGAAGCAUCUGAUUUCAAUAAGGCCCAGUUGAGCAGACGUGGUGGAAUCAUGGCUUCACUUUACACAUCACAUCCAGCAGACAGUGGACUAACAAUGGAACUCUCAUUGGAAAUAAACAGGAAGUUGCAAGCUGUGCUAGAAGACACAUUGUUAAAGAAUAUAACACUUAAGGAAAACUUGCAGACGCUGGGUACAGAAAUAGAACGUCUGAUCAAGUGCCAGCACGAAUUAGAGCAGCAACUAAAGCAUUGAAUUGGCACCAUUCUCUGUUUAAGCAACUCCAUUGUGAAUUCAAGGGAACAGGUGCUGGACAGGCAGAGAUCGCACAUCACUCAUGACUCGGACAAGUAUAUCUUAUCUGCACUCCACAAGAAGAUAAUGUUGCUUCCACCAACACGCAGGUUUGAAAUAUUCGGUAUGCUGCAAUGAACUGACUUUUCUGGAACCUUACUUUUUGAAGCAAAUUUUAUGUUAACACUUCCAAGUUGCAACACACAUUAUAGUCGGCUGCAAAAAUGAUGAAAGAAGACUGCUACGAUUUGCACAGAAUAACGAUUAGUGGAUUUUGACCAUUCUUCUGUGCUCUUUGCUCUUUUUAAAAAAAAGCAAUGAAUAUUGUGCAUUCUUACUUGAUGGGUUAUCCUGGGGACUAUAGUGCAAUUAUACAAUGCAGCUCCUGUUCAUUUUUAACUGACAACCUAAGUGAUUUUUAAUUUUAAAAUCCAUUUGAUUUAUGGGUAAGCUAAAUUCAUAUAGUGCUAAGGCAAAUAAAGUGCAUAUCCAUCCUACUGUAUGCCAAAUUUGGCUUUCUGGCUUUGACACUAAAAGUUCUUAUUGACACUUCUGGAAAUGAAAUAUUUCAUUUCCAUGUGUUUUACGUCAUAGAAUGAAUGCAUUGUCUGGUAAACUAAAAUAGUGAUAGCAGUUGAUCAACCCACAAUCAAAUCUAGUAAAUAGGUUUGGCUAUUGAUUGAUCAUAUGCCUAAGUGAAAGAAGUUUCUAAGACUCUAAUAGCAUGUUACUAAUGCUGAUAUUAGAAAAUAGUUCAAUUUCUUAAAUAAAAUUUUGAAAGAAACGUUAUCACUUUUUUUCAGAAAGAAACUGAAGAUCCAGAACUGAAUUAUGUGAUUAAUAACUAGUUGCCUAGCUUGCUUACAAAUAGUGUGCAUUGACCAAUCAUCAACUUCAAAUUUCUCAAUCGGUGAAUCAAUACUGUUUAAUCAGGAAUCUGAUGUUGCCAUUGCAUGAGAAUUGACUAUUUUAUAAGAAACCUAAUUACUCCCUGCAAAAUGUAAUGGAAAUGCACUUUAAACUCAAAUUAUUACCUUCCAAAUUGCACAGUAUGUAUCUGUUGCUGUCCAUAUUGCAGACUCCUUUUGAUUUUUUUCAAUUUUUUCUGGUUUUUUUGUAGUCAUUCGCUCGCCGUACGUUGUGAAAGUGAUGUGGUAGUUUAUUUUGAAAAUUAAUUUGUAAAAUUGAGUUGUAGAUAUCUCUCUGUAUAAAGCGAACAGUUUUUAAAGUUUUAAUCUAUUAUGUAUAUAUGGCAUAUUGAAUUAAUAAAUUACACUUUGUGUCUUA